AUGACCUUCGAACUUUCACAGGCAUUCAAUUCGAAAGAUAUUUUAAUUAGCCGAGAAGGCAAUAUUAGAACAAAAGUCGCAAACCCUAAGCAAGGAUCUCAGAUAGACCAGGAAAGUGAGGCAACUAAUCCAUCGCACGAGAAUUUAAUUCAAAAAAUAAAUGAUAAACUAAAAUUGGUUAAUGAAUUAAUAACACAUCAAGCUGAUUAUACCAAUGCAAGUAGUAUAGAUCAAGUUGUUGAAAGCAACAAUACCUCCAGUAAAGUAGUGGGAAAUGACGGAUUUCAUUUGGAACAUGACAAGGUCAAGAAAGAUGAUCAUGAUCAUGGUGAAUCAUACAAAAAUAAGAUAUAUUUUCGAUCCGAUGAUGACGACUUAAUCAAGAAAGAACUUGACAAUCCAUCUGGAGAAAAUCUAAAAAUAAAUCUUAUUCAACUUUAUCAUGAAUUAAAAGAACAGAAAAAGCUAUUAGAAUUGCAAUACUUUCAUCUUCUUCAACAGGAAAAAGAUUUGUCGACAAUGUAUGAAGACUUUAAUACUGCUGAAGAGCCUGUAGUCUCUAUGCCAAAAGAGAAAUACGACAAUGAAAAUGAAGAUCAAGAUACGGCCCAACUUUUAGGACAAAAUAUUCAAUACAUUGGUACCACUCAUGAAGAAAGUAAUCCAUCUCAUCGGAGUAAUACUCGUGAUUGCUUACCUAAAUUUAAUCAGUUACAGUCAGAUAGAAAUGAGUCUAAUAUUAUUAACCAAGAUCAAGCCAACUUUCCUGUCGAUCCAAAUUUGAAACUAACAAAAGAUUUGACAAUUUUUAAAAAGCCUUAUAGUAAAUCCUUGGCCAAUUAUCAACUUACAACACCGUCAGAUCAAGUUAAUAUUGAUAAAUUGCAACAAAAAAUUAUAGAAAAUCAGCAAUUUAUUAAACACUAUCUACGAUCUCUUGAAAAGUCUAUAGAAUUAAAUGUUACAAAUCAAUCAGUAGAAUUACUAGAUACCAAAGAGAUACAUCGUAGAUUGUCCAAUAAUACUAAUGAUGAUCAAUCCUCUAUUGGUGAUCCAAAAAAUCAAAGAUUGACGCCAUCUCGACCCCCAAAAUUGAACCAUCUAGAAAGAGAAGAACAUCGCAGUGUAGAUUACAGUUCACCAUCAGGUCGUAGCUCUCCUAAUAAACUGCGGCAUAGCAAUGUCAAUCUGGAUGAAAGUGAUUCAGACAAUUUAACCGAUAUUGCAUUGUCACAAAUCAAACAUAGAAAGCAAAUUGCAAUACACAAUAAUGAUAAUACUAGUAAAGACCUAAAAAAUGAUUAUAGUGAAUUAUCAACAGGCUAUAUUUCAUCUCCACUAACCCCUAAACGAGCAGUUCGCGUAACAACCAAUCGAUCUGAACCUUCUAAGAAUGAACUUCAUGGGCAUAUAAGAAAUUGGCAAACAGAAGAAAAUCUGGAAAGGAAAGGACGACCUAACGCUGUGGGGUCGCGUUAUUCAAAAGGAGCAUCUUUCAGCUUUGACAUCAUUAAAGAUCAGGAAGAUUCUAUGUUGGAAGAUGUGUUCUUUGUUCAAUAA
Messenger RNA from Trichoplax adhaerens, 1560 nucleotides. RefSeq lists its product as uncharacterized. The record is from RefSeq and is a predicted model, not a curated record. The coding region runs from base 1 to 1560 and encodes 519 amino acids. The transcript has 4 exons. Lineage: Eukaryota; Metazoa; Placozoa; Uniplacotomia; Trichoplacea; Trichoplacidae.